Heterotrigona itama is the source of this 2208-nucleotide messenger RNA. The record is from the annotation of a GenBank genome assembly. Lineage: Eukaryota; Metazoa; Arthropoda; Insecta; Hymenoptera; Apidae.
AUCAUUUAUAUACUAUUGUCGAUAUACUAUUAUUUGUGAUUGACAUUAGUCAAAAUUAGAAAUAUUUGUGCUACAUAUUUUUUAAAGCAAUUAUUUGUGAAAAAUGUCAAUUGAAAUCGAAUCUGCAGAGAAGAAACAGGAGUAUCGCUGAAUACAGUAGAUAGUGUAGAUGGUUUUGUAGCAGAUAUAAAUAAUGGACAUUGGGAUACAGUAUUAAAAGCAAUACAAUCAUUAAAAUUACCAGAUAAAAAAUUAAUUGACCUAUAUGAACAGGUUGUCUUAGAAUUAAUCGAACUAAGAGAAUUAGGAGCAGCUAGAUCAUUACUGAGACAAACGGAUCCAAUGAUCAUGAUGAAACAACAAGAACCUGAAAGAUAUAUACAUCUAGAAAAUUUACUUGCCCGAUCAUAUUUUGAUCCACGGGAAGCAUAUCCUGAUGGAAGCACAAAAGAAAAACGAAGAGCAUACAUAGCUACAGCUCUUGCCGGUGAAGUAUCAGUUGUACCAUCAAGUAGAUUACUUGCAUUAUUAGGACAAGCAUUAAAAUGGCAACAACAUCAAGGUUUACUUCCACCUGGUACUACAAUAGAUUUGUUUAGAGGAAAAGCAGCAGUGAGAGAUCAAGAAGAUGAAAAAUACCCUACACAACUUUCAAAACAAAUAAAAUUUGGUCAAAAAUCUCAUGUAGAAUGCGCACGUUUUUCACCAGAUGGUCAAUAUUUGGUUACUGGUUCUGUUGAUGGAUUUAUUGAAGUAUGGAAUUUUACAACCGGUAAAAUCAGGAAAGAUUUAAAAUAUCAAGCUCAAGAUAAUUUUAUGAUGAUGGAACAAGCAGUAUUAUCAAUGGCUUUUAGUCGUGAUAGUGAAAUGUUAGCUGGUGGUGGACAAGAUGGUAAAAUAAAAGUGUGGAGAGUUCAAAGUGGGCAAUGCCUAAGAAGAUUUGAAAAAGCACAUUCGAAAGGUGUUACGUGUCUUCAAUUUAGUAGAGAUAACAGUCAAAUUUUAUCUGCAUCAUUUGAUACUACUAUAAGGAUACACGGACUUAAAUCUGGAAAAACUUUGAAGGAAUUUCGAGGACAUGCUUCUUUUGUAAAUGAAGUAGUUUUUGCACCAGACGGACAUAAUACAAUAAGUGCAUCGUCAGAUGGAACUGUAAAAGUUUGGAGUUUAAAAACAACAGAAUGUAUAGGAGCUGCGGAUUUAACUGUCAAUAGCAUACAUGCUCUUCCUCGAAAUCCAGAACAUUUUGUUGUGUGUAAUCGUUCAAAUACAGUUGUAAUUAUGAAUAUGCAAGGACAAAUAGUGAGAUCAUUCUCUAGUGGAAAACGAGAAGGAGGUGAUUUUGUAUGUACUGUUGUAAGUCCACGUGGUGAAUUUAUUUACUGUGUCGGUGAAGAUCUUGUGCUUUAUUGUUUUUCUACAUCAUCAGGAAAACUUGAAAGAACACUCAAUGCAAACACUUUUUUUAUUACAUUGAAUGAUAUUAUUAUUUCCACAUUACAGAUACAUGAGAAAGAUGUUAUAGGUUUAACGCAUCAUCCACACCAAAAUCUUUUAUGUUCUUAUAGUGAAGACGGUCUUUUAAAAUUAUGGAAACCGUAAGAUUAAAUGUAUAUUAAUUAAAAUAUUUCUUCCUAAAUAAUCCCAGCGUUUUAUUUUGUUAUAUGAUUCUUGUGCAUCCUUUAAUUCUCAAUUUCAUAAAAUACAUAAGACGUUCAUUUUUCUAAGGUUAGCUUCAUUAUGUAAAUUUUAUACUAUGAUGCAAUAAUAAAAAUAUAUACAUACAAUACAAUAGUUUUUAUUUUAUUGUUUAUAAUAAAAUAUUAAAUAUUCGUCUAUUUAAUACAUGACUCUCAAACUUGAAUUGUAUCUAAUUUUUUUAAAUGAAUUAGCUAGGAACUAAUGUAAAAGCAUUUUUCUCAGAAAAUUACUUCGUAAUAUAUAUUUUAAAAAUUAUCAUUCUUUUUGUAAUAAAUGCUUUGUUCAUAGACAUCAAUUGUCAAAAUAUAAAGAAAAACAUACUCUUAGAUAUUUUAAAUUUUCGUUCUUUCAUAUAAUAAAUUAAAAACAAUUUAUUCGAGCAUAUUCGAGGUUGAUUAGUUCGUUGAUUAAUUAUUAUUAAAUUGAUCAAUUAUUGAUCAUAUCUGUAUAUAUAUAUAUAUCAUAUAUAUAUAUCGACAAUUAAGACCCGAUGAUAACGAGACCUGA